AUGGCACAUAAGGAACGAGAUGGCGAAGUUCAAGACGAGGAACGAAUUAGUGAGCGUCGUCAUCGCUCCAAAAGCGAGAAGGAGAGGGACCCAAACCGAAAACACAAAUCUCGAAGCUCAAGGCCCAAGGUGAUUGACCCGGAAACUGGAGAGCUCGUGAAAGCCCCGCACCGCAGUCGCAGAGAGAAGGAUUCCGAAAAGAAGUCAGAACCAUCAUCGUCCAUGGCAGAUCUGGUACCAGAACUUGCGAGGACCGCAUCUGCGCCAGGUUCCAACUCAAGAAGCAGUUUGGCAUAUCCAAGCUUCAACAAAGCUCAUAGCAGAGAGGCCGUUAAUAGCAGAGAAGAUGUUAAAGUGAAACCAGCAGCCCCAUACACACCAGAAGCGACUGAGACUGAUCUUGGUGUCGAUGAGAAACCAACAUCGAAAUCUGCCGAACAAUCUGCAACACGAACUCAAACCAAAGAUACUAGACCACCGAGUCCUCCAGAUACGGAAUUCUCGAAACAACAAGCUCCCCAGCCGCAGAGAAGGACUUCAACAUCAUCCCGAAUGACGAAGGUUCCGGGGGCGCAAGAACAUGAACCCAGACCGAGUUCUCGAAGUUCUUGGUAUAACAGGACUACCAAGAAGGAGGAAAGACCCAGGGAGGAAAGAAUAAGGGAAGACCCAAGGGAGGAUCGGUAUACCGACGACAGAUCAAAAGUUUCGAGGGCUUCAGAAGCCACUUCACAAGCUAGUACUAUCAAAUCUCCUCGUGUCAUUCCCGAGGGUCGCAACCCCUUCGGCGACUCCAAUGUUGCCACAAAUACGACCUUUGUUUCUGGAAGCGAAUCUGGUGGAGAAGAUUCUACAAUCACAGAUGCCACUUCUGUUGCACCCAAAAGGGAACCACAGCAAGUUUCGGGCCAGCGACCACCAGGCCUAGAUACAGAUUCAUCACCUGGAUCGGCUAAAGACUCCUCUCCACAAACACCAACACAGACUCUUCAGUUCCCUCCACCUGAUUUGAAAUCAACGCCAUCUCCAUUCAUUCAUUUCGAUGCGCCCGACUCAUCUCGUGGCGAAUACUCUCCACAACCUCUACCACCACCUCCUCCCCCCAACGUCCCACUCAGCAUCCCUUAUGUCGAUUAUUUACUCCAGCAUGGCGGUCUACCAAGACCCGUACCCAAGACUCUGGUCACAACUCCCACAACAGCAAAUCCCCGGUACAGCCUAUCUAAUCCAAUGCCUUCUGAGAUUGAACGGAUAUUUGGGCCAUUUUACCAAACUUUGGAUCAAUAUGAGACUGUGAUUUCUAAGAAUGGUUCUAUAGCUGUUGCUACUGGGUAUAAGUCAGUUGCUAGGAGGCUGUUGGAUAGACUUGAGAUCGUUUUCAACAGAGAUCUUUCCUCUCAAGGAUGUUUUUGUGUCAUGUGUGAGAGUUCAGACGACCAUGAUGAUUCUAGGGGACUAGGUUGGGGUGAGGUUCUAGAAUGGGUUAGCGGCCGUCGGGAGCUUCCGAAUUGGCCUGCUUUCGAUUUUGCAUCGCUCGGUGUCAAAGCGGGUGAAGAUUUGGCUAGCCUAGCAGUCCGCAACCCAGAUAGACCUGGAUCACCAAUCAAGAUAGAUCCGGAUGUUGCAGAUGAAUAUCGGGAGCAUUACCUUGCUCAAUCAAAAAAGACAAAGUUGGCUGUCAACAAGUGGCUAUCAAGCUGCCCUGAGACUGCAGCUGCACCCCCACAGGAAGUCGACGAUGAGACUCUAUCCUUUGCCAUUUUAACUCAUCUUGACCAGCACCAUCGCCCAACAUUCAACGCCUUGGUUACCGGCUCAUGUGUCUUACAGCCUCUUACUCGCGCACCAACGCCAAUGAGAAGACCUCGUUCGGAUUUCAUGAUCAAGACGGGUCAAGCGCUGCAAAAGCUUUAUCGACUGCCUAUUACCCCGCGCGAUCCCGAGGCAGCGAUUUUUCUUUUGAGAAACCCAGAUCUUCAUAACCUUCUCGCAACAAUGUCCAGCAUCAAUCCCUCGGAAUGGGAAAUUUUGACUUCUGGUCGAUUUGAUGGGUUUUUAUGGUCAGGAUCAGACUCGGCAAACCCUUCGCCAGCACCUUCCCGUGGUCCGACUCCUUUGAAUGGUGGGCGAUCUUCAAGGACCAACACCCCAUUCUCCCCCUUGCGCAAUCAAACGUUUUCUCCUCCAAUGGCAUCUAGUGGUUACCCAUCUCGAGGACCUACACCCUCGCAAACCAGGAAUCCUGUCUCGAAUGAUGAGGAAACUGAGAUCGCGGUACUCGGAGAAAUAGAGCGGGAAAUCUAUCAAGGCAUGGAAGCACUAGAGGACGCAUUUGAGGGCUUACAUCGAAAAGCGGAAUUUGUUCGGCGAGCAUUGAGAGAACGUGGAGCGGGUAUAGCUAUGUCUUUGCAAUCCAGACGUUUGUCCCAAAUUGAUCCUAUGAGGUUUGGAACCCCGGGUCUUGGCAUGGGAUAUGAAAGGCCAGGGUGGCAAGAAGGUGGAAGUGAAAUCAUGAGUGAGAGUGAUUGGGAUCCUGGAGACGAUAGGAGCGAGAUUGCGCCUGAUGAUUCUGCAAGCAACAUCAGCAGCUCGAGACAUAGACGCCCGAAACGAAGAACUGAGAGGAGAACUCCUGCGCCAGUCGAGGAGGAGGAUGAAAACUGA
Molecule: messenger RNA, 2664 nt
Organism: Hymenoscyphus albidus
Lineage: Eukaryota; Fungi; Ascomycota; Leotiomycetes; Helotiales; Helotiaceae
Source: the annotation of a GenBank genome assembly